Molecule: messenger RNA, 3534 nt
Organism: Anolis sagrei ordinatus
Lineage: Eukaryota; Metazoa; Chordata; Lepidosauria; Squamata; Anolidae
Molecular function (GO): protein binding
Source: RefSeq, a predicted model, not a curated record
UUCAUUAGACAACGUGAGAUUGUGCAUAUUGAACUCUACCAUGUCCACAACUUUUCCUAUGCUCACAGUCUGAAAGGAUGCUGCCAUGAUCAUAUUCAUACUUUUGCUGUCAACCAUUUGGGGUCUCACCUGGUGGCAUUCAGUCCCAUACCAAACACUAAUUCCACUGAGAUAGUGUCAUGGAAUCUAGAGUCUGAAGAUCACAAACACUUGGCUAAAUUUUCUUCAGUUCCAAUUGAUGGUGUAUGCACUGAUCUUCGAUACUGCUUAGCAUUCUGUGAUGGAGAGAACUACCUUCGAUCCUGGAACUUGGCUUCCAAGAUCAAUGACCAGUCUUUGACAGUCACUGCAAGCAAAGCAAAGCAAACAAAUGGUAUUCAGAAUAUUGUGACAUCAGAGAGCUAUCCCAGAUAUGCUGUCUGUCGAAAUACAAGGGGUCCAGGAGUCAUAACAGUUUGGAACAUUGUGAAAUCAAAGUGUAAACACAACGCUGUAAGAGUGGAAAGAGGACUGGUUGAAAACACAGAUGUAGUACUGAUUAAAGACAUGAAACUGUAUAUUCUGACAGACAAAGGAAUCGCUCCCUUUGGGGAUCCUCCCAGGCCCAUUUUCCAGAGCCUUUUAAUUUAUGAUCUCCUGAAAAAGAAGUACCUAAAGAAACAGACUGGUCUCUACAUAAUCCCCUGUCCAUAUAAUGAGUAUCGGAUUCUUGAAGGAGGCCUUCUACUUGGUCUCUCAGAGAACAGAGACCAUUUUAUCACGUGGAAUUUGGAAACAGGAUUGAUUAAGAAUCGGAUCAGGCCUCAAUACAAAAACAACAUUGCCUUGCAAGCUACUCAUCCCAACCAUUCCUUGCCCAGGGAAAACACAAAAUUAAACAAAGGAGGAUUGUGUAAAGAAAUAACAGCAUUAUGGCUUCCUUGGGAAAGGCGAAAUGAAACAAGCACUGCACAGAAAAGGAGACGAGAGAAGGCAGGAAAACUGGAGGUGGAAAUGUUACAACAGCUAGCCAAGGAGAAGAGCAAUGCUAUUGAUCAGUACCUCCUGAGUGGAAAUGAAAAGGUAGCAGUGUGCUCCUAUUAUGCACAUCACCUGUCUGUGUUCAGCCUGGAAACGAUGUCCCAUCUCCGCACUCUUGAGAGCAGAGAAUCUAUGCUGUUCUUACACAAUGCAGCCUUGACCUUUGAUGGCCAUUACUUAGUGCUCUCGAAUUACAGCGAGGAGGAGAAAAUCAGCUAUGUAACCCUAUGGAAUUUAGUCACAGGAAAGGUCAGGAAAAGAUUAAAAAAUGAGCCAAACGUCUGCUGUACGGCCAUAACUGAUGAUGGUAGCAGAAUAAUUUUUGGUGUGAUGCUGGAAAACAAGAUAAAGCUUUGGGAUCCAUUUAAGCACAAACACAAGUUAUUUCAAGGUUAUGAAGGCCUUCACCUGAAUGUGAACAGCAAAUUACAGAUAUUAGAUAGCACAAAAGCUAUCCUCCUUGCAGGUGAGGUCAGUCUGUGGGACUUGGAGAGUGGCACAGUUAUAUCCAUCUUCACACCAGACAGCAAAAUCUCCUGCUUGACUCUUGCCUUGGAUAGAAAAGCAAUUCUUUUAGGUUUGACUGACAGCCCUACUCUUAUUACCUUGAAAUUGCUGAGCCUCAACGCUGCUGCAAGUUUGACAGGAACAGAUUUGUUUGGAGAAGAAUCGUCAAGCAGCGAAGAGGAGUCUGAAGUUAUGUAAAAAACCUUUUCAGCGAAAUAAGAAACGAAGCAUAAGCAAAUUAAAAUGUCUUGCAUAUGAUUUUGUUUGUCAUCUACACUGACCAUUUCAAACUGCAUGUAUCAGGGUAAUGACAGAACUAUUUAUCAUAAUCACAAAAUAGAACCUGAACAUGACUGAGCACAUCAUAUAGACACAGCCAAAAAAGUCAGGAUGAAUAUAGUCCAACAACAAAUCUUUGUGUGUUGGUUUUUAAGCCUGUUCCUGGGGUUAUUUGGGAUGCUAAUUUGGAAAAUUACAUUGGCUAUACCGCAUUAGCUCUAGGUUCUUAGGUAAUAGAUUAGCGAGAUGGGCCAAUACAAAAUGAAGUCCAAAAGGGACAAAUGCAAGACACUCCACUUAGGCAGAAAAAAUGAAAUGCAAAGAUACAGAAUGAGGGAUGCCUAGCUCAACAGCAGUACGUGUGAAAAAGAUUAGACAUGGACAAGUUAGACAUGAGCCAACAAUGUGAUGUGGCAGCUAAAAAAAGACAAUGGGAAUUUGGCCUGCAUAAAUAGGAGUAUAGUGUCUAGAUCCAGGGCAUUUAUGCUACCCCUCUAUUCUGCCUUGGUCAGACCACACCUGGAAUACUGUGUCCAAUUCUGGGCACUGCAAUUUAAGUGAGAUAUUGACAAGCUGGAAUGUGUCCAGAGGAGGGUGACUAAAAUGAUCAAGGGUCUAGAGAACAAGCCCUAGAAGGAACGACUUAAAAGAGCUGGGUAUGUUUAGCCUGCAGAAGAGAAAGCUGAGAGGAGACAUAACAGCCAUGUAUAAAUAUGUGAGAGGAAGUCAUAGGGAGGAAGGAGCAGGCUUUUUUUCUGCUGCCCUGGAGACUAGGAUGCAGAACAAUGGCUUCAAACUACAGGAAAGGAGAUUGCACCUGAACAUUAGGAAGAACCCCCUAAUUGUGAGAGCUGUUAAGUAGUGGAACUCUCUGCCCCAGAGUGUGGCAGAGGCUGGAUGGCCAUCUGUUGGGGGUGCUUUGAAUGCAAUUUUCCUACUUCUUGAGAGGGGGUUGAACUGGAUGGCCCAUUAAUUUCACUUCCAAAUCUAUGAUUCUAUGUAUGGUUAUCAUGAUUUCUUAUAGGUCGCUUCGGCAGCACAUAUACUAAAAUUGGAACGAUACAGAGAAGAUUGGCAUGGCCCCUGCGCAAGGAUGACACGCAAAUUCGUGAAGCGUUCCAUAUUUUUUGAGCAGGCGUUCGAAUAAUUAGUGCAAUGAUUGGUUAAUGAACACUGGAAUGGAACAAUGGAUGACGAAUCUGGAACAUGUUUUUGAUGAUGAGACGACAGUGAAUGGGUAUUGUAGUAACUGUUUAUUAAUUGUGUAAUGUGUUAGGUUGUUAACUGUUUUUAUACUGUAGCACUGAAUUUUUGCUGUUCGUAUUUGUUGUGAACCGCUGUGAGUCGCCUUCGGGCUGAGAACAGCGGUAUAUAAGUAAGGUAAAUAAAUAAAUAGGUGAAGAGAUGAAGACUGCUAUAUGGACUAUGGUCUUUAUUUGAAAAAUAGCGCUAAUAAGGAAAAACUGGUGUCAUUUUUGGAAUCUGCAGGUCAAAUAUUCCCCAAAAGUCUAACAUUUGAGGCACCAAAAUGUGUGUUGACCAGUGAUAUCAAUAAUCAGAUUAACUAUGCACCAGUAUUUUAGCAUCAGAGGUUGGGGUUGGCUAUUGUUCAAGAGAGUUGCCAGACAAAGGAAAGAACUGAGUUGUGCUUUUCAAUCAUCCCAACCUAAAUAUAUGAUAUGAUCUGGAAUUAAAUUUGCUGUAAUAAAGACAAGCUAUAAUGUGAGA